CUUGCUGCGCUGCUCCCCGCAGAUCCGCGCUCCUCCACGCACGCACGCGCCCCUUUCCCAGUGGUUCCACCUGGGCGUUCUCCGGACAGCUCUCCCACCAGCUCCCCUAGUUCUCAGCCGCGGGCUUCCCGGCGCCAGCUUCUUUCCUUGGACCCCUCCCUCUUCCUGAUCUGCGGGACCGUUCCCAUGGCAGGAGCACAGGCUUUUGGGACCUCGGUCUUUGGGCUUCGGUUCCCCGGACGACCGAUUCUUGAUGUGAAACUCCACUGGGUUCUGCCCUUGUCUUCUGUAUCCAUCGGCGGGCAGGAGUAUCAGAUCUGUGAAAGUGUGGGUGAGCUGAAGGGCAGCAGCCGCGUCCAUGGAGCAAAAGGAAUGCCCGGACCCUGUGCAUCCAGGCAGGGACCAGCCUCAGCACCAACAGCCAGCACGAAGAUAGCAGAGCCACCUCAGGGGUGAACCAUGAUCCCGGUGACAGAGCUCCGCUACUUUGCGGACACCCAGCCAGCAUACCGGAUCCUGAAGCCAUGGUGGGAUGUGUUCACUGACUACAUCUCCAUUGUCAUGCUGAUGAUUGCUGUCUUUGGGGGGACACUGCAAGUCACCCAGGACAAGAUGAUCUGCCUACCAUGUAAGUGGGUCACCAAAGACUCCUGCAACGACUCCUUCCGGGGCUGGGCAGCCUCCAGCCCAGAGCCCACUUACCCCAACUCCACAGUCCCGCCGGCUACCGACACAGGCCCCACAGGCAUAAAGUAUGACCUAGACCGCCACCAGUACAACUACGUAGACGCCGUGUGCUACGAGAACCGCCUGCACUGGUUCGCCAAGUACUUCCCCUACCUCGUGCUCCUGCACACCCUCAUCUUCCUGGCCUGCAGCAACUUCUGGUUCAAGUUCCCUCGCACCAGUUCCAAGUUGGAGCACUUUGUGUCCAUCCUGCUCAAGUGCUUCGAUUCGCCGUGGACCACAAGGGCCCUGUCCGAGACAGUGGUGGAGGAGAGUGACCCCAAGCCAGCCUUCAGCAAGAUGAACGGCUCCAUGGACAAGAAGUCAUCUACAGUCAGCGAGGACGUGGAGGCCACUGUGCCCAUGCUGCAGCGGACCAAGUCUCGGAUUGAGCAGGGCAUCGUGGACCGAUCAGAGACGGGUGUGCUGGACAAGAAGGAAGGGGAGCAGGCAAAGGCACUGUUUGAGAAGGUGAAGAAGUUUCGGACCCACGUGGAGGAGGGGGACAUCGUGUACCGCCUCUACAUGCGGCAGACCAUCAUCAAGGUGAUCAAGUUCAUCCUCAUCAUCUGCUACACUGUCUACUAUGUGCACAACAUCAAGUUCGAUGUGGACUGCACUGUGGACAUCGAGAGCCUGACGGGUUACCGCACCUACCGGUGUGCCCACCCUCUGGCCACGCUCUUCAAGAUCUUGGCGUCCUUCUACAUCAGCUUGGUCAUCUUCUAUGGGCUCAUCUGCAUGUACACGCUGUGGUGGAUGCUGCGGCGCUCCCUCAAGAAGUACUCGUUUGAGUCAAUCCGAGAGGAGAGCAGCUACAGCGACAUCCCCGAUGUCAAGAACGACUUCGCUUUCAUGCUGCACCUCAUCGACCAAUAUGACCCGCUUUACUCAAAGCGCUUUGCCGUCUUCCUGUCCGAAGUGAGCGAGAACAAGCUGCGACAGCUGAACCUCAACAACGAGUGGACGCUGGACAAGCUGCGGCAGCGGCUCACCAAGAAUGCCCAGGACAAGCUGGAGCUGCACCUCUUCAUGCUCAGUGGCAUCCCUGACACUGUGUUUGACCUGGUCGAGCUGGAGGUCCUGAAGCUGGAACUGAUCCCCGAUGUGACCAUCCCGCCCAGCAUCGCCCAGCUCACGGGCCUUAAGGAGCUGUGGCUCUACCACACAGCAGCCAAGAUCGAGGCCCCUGCUCUGGCCUUCCUGCGUGAGAACCUGCGGGCACUGCACAUCAAGUUCACCGACAUCAAGGAGAUCCCCCUGUGGAUCUACAGCCUGAAGACACUGGAGGAGCUGCACCUGACGGGGAACCUGAGUGCGGAGAACAACCGUUACAUUGUCAUCGACGGGCUCCGGGAGCUCAAGCGCCUCAAGGUGCUGCGCCUCAAGAGCAACCUGAGCAAGCUCCCGCAGGUGGUCACGGAUGUGGGCGUGCACCUGCAGAAGCUCUCCAUCAACAACGAGGGCACCAAGCUCAUCGUCCUCAACAGCCUCAAGAAGAUGGUGAACCUGACGGAGCUGGAGCUGAUCCGCUGUGACCUGGAGCGCAUCCCUCACUCCAUCUUCAGCCUCCACAACCUGCAGGAGAUUGACCUCAAGGACAACAACCUCAAGACCAUCGAGGAGAUCAUCAGCUUCCAGCAUCUGCACCGCCUCACCUGCCUUAAGCUGUGGUACAACCACAUUGCCUACAUCCCCAUCCAGAUCGGCAACCUCACCAACCUCGAGCGCCUCUACCUGAACCGCAACAAGAUCGAGAAGAUCCCCACCCAGCUCUUCUACUGCCGCAAGCUGCGCUACCUGGACCUCAGCCACAACAACCUGACCUUCCUUCCCGCUGACAUCGGCCUCCUGCAGAACCUCCAGAACCUGGCUGUCACGGCCAAUAGGAUCGAGGCGCUCCCCCCAGAGCUCUUCCAGUGCCGGAAGCUGCGGGCUCUGCACCUGGGCAACAAUGUACUGCAGUCGCUGCCCUCGAGAGUGGGUGAGCUGACCAACCUGACGCAGAUCGAGCUUCGGGGCAACCGGCUGGAAUGCCUGCCUGUGGAGCUGGGCGAGUGCCCGCUGCUCAAGCGCAGUGGCCUGGUGGUGGAGGAGGAUCUGUUCAGCACGCUGCCGCCCGAGGUGAAGGAGCGGCUCUGGAGAGCUGACAAGGAGCAGGCCUGAGCACAGCCCGGAGGAGCAGCAAGGACCCUCAGCAGGCCCGCAGGCCAAGUGGGCAGUCCAGCCAGGCAGAGCCCAGGCCAGGCGUGAGCUGGGCCAGGGCAGAAGACAGGAAUUGAGGGGCUGGCCCCUUUUCUCCCUCUGGGGCUCAUACACCCAGGGCAGGCACUUGCUGGGGACCGGAGACUCUUGAGACUAGUCUCAGAGUACAGUAUUUGGACAAUCAGGGUCUUCACCCUGGGGGCCAUCUCUGCCUCGGGCUGAGCUGGCACCAGAGACCCAGGGACAGUAACUUAGAGCUGGGUAUUUAUUUUUCUCCACCUCCCAUCUCCUCCCUGCAGAUAACUUAGACAUUCCCAAGACGGUUUGGCUCUGUGGGAAGAGUUUAAGCAACCUGGCAGUGUUGGCCUCUUUCUUUUCGGGCGAUGCUGACAGAGUCAGCGCCCACCCAGACGCAGGCAGAGUCGGGCAAGGUGAGCCAGCGCAGGAUGGUCUCCUUAUUGGCGCUGGGCUAGGAUCUGGCAGCAGCGCUUGUGGGAGACCAGGCCUCCAGGUGAAAGGGUCAGGCCUGGGGCUUGCCCCAUCAGUUUUUGAAGCAAUUUUAGUUUUUGUUUUCUUUCUUUCUUUUUUUUUAGUCUUUUUUUUUUAAGUUUUGAAAAUGAUGGUUUGGGUAUUUAAAAAAAAAAAAAGAAAGAAAGAAAGAAAAGAAAAAAACGACACUAAAGGCCAGUGAGUUGGAAGUCUCAGGGUGGGUGGUAUUUCCCCUUGAGCAAAGCAGCAAGACAUUGAAGGAGACUUCCUGUCCCUGUGGUGUGGGCCAGGAGGUCUUCCCAGUCUGUCCUGACCUUGGUCCAGAGUGCUGUUUGUUCUUCUCUUCUCCUGGGGCAGGGCUUUUAUUUUUGUUUGCUUUUAGGGUUUUUUUGGUGUCCUGUUAUUUUUUUCUCCUCCAUGGGUCUUGGCAGGCGCCCUUUAGGUGGCUGUCAGCCAAAAGGAAAGCUCUGGAGCUGCCAAGAAGGGAGGAGACUCGGGCUGGCUAAUCCCCAGAUGAACGGUGCUCCAUCCCUGCCCCCCCCCCCCAUGCCCCUCACGCACAGUGUUAAGGAGCCCGGGCAGCUGCUCCCUCAGACUGUCCCCACGUGUGUCGUGGGUUUGCUCAUGCCACACUCGCCUCUGCUGCUGCUUACCCUGGCUCUGUCACCAUCUGGUCCCUCGUGAAGAACAGACAUUAGAGGCAGGUUGGGCACGGAGAGGUCACCACUGCGAGGGGCAGGUUCCCAGUUUUUGGUUCCAGCCAGUCUCUAUACUGGGCAUCUGGUUUGCACACAGUACAGUUAGCGCCUAGUGGCAGUGAGCCACUCUGCUUUAGAUCAGUCACUAGGGUCCCCACUUUAGAAGGGGCCUCGCCUUAGAUCAAUCACAUGGACACUAAGGCACGUUUUAGCGUCUCUUGUCUUAACGACUAUGUCUGUCCGUCCAUUUGUGUUUUCUGCGUCGUGUCAUUGGAUGUAACCCUUGGAAAUACUGCACACUAGCCUCUGUCGACCAUGAAGCAAUCCGUUACACAUGGGUCAAAUAUCCAAUAAAUCUAUAACACAGUUG
Messenger RNA from Peromyscus leucopus (white-footed mouse), 4488 nucleotides. RefSeq names its product leucine rich repeat containing 8 VRAC subunit A (gene Lrrc8a). The transcript has 4 exons. The record is from RefSeq and is a predicted model, not a curated record. The coding region runs from base 460 to 2892 and encodes 810 amino acids. Gene Ontology annotation, molecular function: protein binding. Lineage: Eukaryota; Metazoa; Chordata; Mammalia; Rodentia; Cricetidae.